Messenger RNA from Aspergillus thermomutatus, 2196 nucleotides. RefSeq lists its product as uncharacterized. Gene Ontology annotation, biological process: metal ion transport; transmembrane transport. The record is from RefSeq and is a predicted model, not a curated record. The transcript is spliced from 9 exons. NCBI's taxonomy places the organism in Eukaryota, Fungi, Ascomycota, Eurotiomycetes, Eurotiales, Aspergillaceae. Bases 1 to 2196 code for a protein of 731 amino acids. Gene Ontology annotation, molecular function: metal ion transmembrane transporter activity. Gene Ontology annotation, cellular component: membrane.
AUGCCCCAGGCUUCUCCGAGAAUUCAUAUCAGCGAGCCGAGCACCCAAAGCUACUUUGAGUUAGGCGACAAGCACAUCAGCUACGACCUAGAUGAGCCUGUGAUACAGCAUGGAGAUACUUCUCAGAAAGAAGGCAAUAGUGAUGAAGCGGGCGAUGUUCCGAGUGAGAGCUCCAAUGUCAAAGCGAGCCAAACGAAACUAUUAUAUAAAGAGCUCCUUCCUGUGCCGCUCCCGCAGCGAGGCCAACGGAACACGCUGGGAGCAGACAAGCCUCGAGCGGCACCUCGUUUUGACCGACCAGAACCGGGAAGCGAGAAGCUUCUAUGGAUACACAUUCCUUAUACACAUACUGGAUGGGUGCCUUCCAUACUUGCUAAAGCCUGUGCGGAUCGUGAAAUCCCACAUUUUCUGAGCAAAUUCAUAAAUCAGGAAAAUUGGUUCUCAAAGCUGAUCAGAGCUCGUCACCUCGAACCUCACGCUCGUUAUGUACGCCCUUCAUGCAUCCAUCCCCGGCAGAAUGACGCCUCGUCCACGAAUCCAUCAAGAGGGAUGGAGGAGCCUCAGCUUGCUCUAUAUAUGCCAUAUCUUCAUUGGGAUACAUACUGGAAUCUAACACAACGGCGGAAAGUUGUCGAAAACCGACUGCAGCAAGGAAGAUCUAGACCCGUACCCGACACGAUUUCCAAGUCACACUUGGAAACGAAAUUGAUUUGGAAGUUUCUAGGAAGCGAGCCUCCAAUUCACCUCAGGAGAACGCUGGAUCAGUUCGGAUAUCCGAAUCUGAGAUCUACCACUGCCAGAGAUGACGAUCAAAUGCUCUGGAAGCGGACCAGGAAGUCAAUUAAUCUCAGGGACGAACUAGGGGAUUCAGUAAAAACGGGGAGUGAUUCAGGUAUUCCGGACGUUUUUGAGGAUGGCAAGGUCCUCAUGGUAGACCAGCUAUGGCUUUGGAUCUUGGACCAGAGAACUGUCGUGACCUUUUUCCCCAACCAAGAGGCUACAACGUCCGAGGGUAAGCUCUAUGAACAAGCAAACCUACACAACAGUAUCUAUAAUGAACUCAAUGGAGAUCUGGCGCGGCGUUUCGAGACUGCCGGUGAUCUCGCUGCGCUCAUAGUACUACAUGCUGCCACUCUUUUGCUGGACAGGACCUUGCACCAUGACUUACAAGUCCUCCGAAUUUUUGAAGAGUCUAUCAGCAUCUUGACAGAAUCAUUGACCAAAUCAUUCAAGCGGUUCCGAAGUCGAGGAUUUAUCACAAACCCUGCUCAACACAACAAAACGGCUGAUGGAAGAACAAUGACCGAGGCGGAGCGUGAUGAAAGAGACGUGCGCGUAGCAAGACAGAACCGAGAAGACCUUUCUGCGCUACUGGAAUUGAGGGAUAUUAUGGACGAACUAGGGACGAUCAUGAAGCUUCUCGAACAACAAACCACAACAGUCAAGACCAUGGCUAGAUACUUCGAAGACAGGGGAUAUGGCAAGGUCUUUGUCGAAGCCUCGCUGGCCCGGCUCGACGAAUACCGCAUUCAAGUCCAGGAAAUGAGGGAGAACGCCAUCCUGGCUCAGAAAGCAGUAGAGAAUCUUCUGGAUCUGAAGCAGAAGCAAGCCAACGUUGAUGAAUCACGACUUGCUCGGUGGGAGGCAGAAGUAACCCAGACCCAGUCACGGUCCGUGAUGGUUUUUACAAUCUUCACUGUCAUAUUCUUACCUCUCUCUUUCUUCACCUCGUUAUUCGGCAUCAAUGUCCGAGAAUGGAGUGGCACAGAGACAAAUCCUGAUUUCCGUCAAAUGUUUCUGAUUGCAGGCCCGUCAUCCGUCGCAAUCAUCCUUAUCGCCCUACUCUUAGCCUUCAACGAAAGCCUCCGGGAAACGGUUUCCAAGGCACAUGCAAUUUUCUUCGGAAUGGCUAGAGACUUUCUCCUAACUCCUGCUAAGAAGGUUCUUCAUCUGUCCAGAUCUUCAGAACAGCCCUUGGAAGUGCCAGCGACCGAGACCUCUCAUGAAAAGAAUCGCUUUGAUCGCUAUCUGUCCUCCCGACGGUAUCGUAGGCAAUUAGAGGACGAUAUCUGGAAACAGCAUCCUGAUAGGGUGAUUUCGCCGCUGCCACCUGUGGCAGAGUAUGAGAUGGCCCCGCAGGGAUACGAUUAUUCGGCGAAGUUGAGACAACCGGGUCAGCGGGAAAUUUGGGCUUAG